Messenger RNA from Chlorocebus sabaeus (green monkey), 1356 nucleotides. The record is from RefSeq and is a predicted model, not a curated record. Lineage: Eukaryota; Metazoa; Chordata; Mammalia; Primates; Cercopithecidae.
AUGGAAGAGGCCGGCUGGCACCACAUGCCACACCCCUCUGACUCUGAGCGCAGUACCUCCCCCAGAACCCCUGUCCGACGCCCUCUACCACCACUAGAUGCCACCCCCACACUCGGACACUGUGGAGUUCUACAGCGCCUGUCAACCGAGACACUCUUCUUCAUCUUCUACUAUCUGGAGGGCACUAAGGCACAGUACCUGGCAGCCAAGGCCCUAAAGAAGCAGUCGUGGCGAUUCCACACCAAGUUCAUGAUGUGGUUCCAGAGGCACGAGGAGCCCAAGACCAUCACUGACCAGUUCGAGCAGAUGAGGGCCCCGCCCCCUCUCUUCCCGCUGCUAGGGUUGGGGUAGAGUCCCCAGGCUCCAGGCAGCCCCUGCUGGCCUCUGCGCCCUCGCCUCCACCUUUCAGCCGGUGCACUCCCUCAGCCUGACCAUGUUCUCCUCCCUCGGGCUGUCUGCUCAGCCUGGAACACUGCCCUCUCAUCCUCCACUUGGCCAGCUCCUAGGCCUCCUGUGGGUCUUAGUGCAAAUGUCCCUUCCUCAAAGACACCUUCCUGGCGCCACCCAGCCUGGUGUCUCCCCCUUGCAGUGCUGGGCACACUCGCUUGGGUGUGGGAUUUUCCCGGGAUGUCUCCCUGUACCAGGCUGUGGGCUCUGCUGCCCAGGGACCUUGAUGGUCCCCCUUUCACCUCCAGGUCCCAGCACCCAGCAGGGCAGGGGUUCAGUGGGGAAGCUAUUUUUUUUUUAAUGGGCUUCUCAAGUUGUAAUACUGGAAAAUUCCUGCUUCUUGCAAACACUCUGGAGCCAGCCUACCUGGGUUUGAGCCCAGUCUAGCUGGGUGACUCUGGGCAAGUCACUCGAACCUCUGUGUCUCAAUUUCCUUAUCUGUAAAAAUGGGGGGAAGAAGACCUACCUAAUGCAGUUGUUAUGAAGAUUAAAUGAGUUAAUAACGUGUAAGUACUUAAUGGUGACUGCUACAUAGUCAGUGUCAUGGAUUUUUUUUUUUUUCCAAAUUACUUUCAGUUGGUGUGUUCUACAGUGACGUUUUUUUCCCACCAAAUACUUCCCUGAAGCCGAGCCCCUUCACGGGGAUGAAGUAUUACAAGGUCCUUGUCCUCAGAGAACUCAGUCCCCUCUCCUAGUUCUCCCAGGUUGCCAUCUUUGAAGCAUUUAAGACAUUCAUUCAGAACCUAGCUCCUCUCCCACUGUGUCCUCAGACAUUAACUACAGACUUCUGUCCUUUCCUGGUUUGGCCCAAAACCAUCCUCCAACUUAGUACAUUUCAGGCCAUCCAGCCAUUCAGAAAUUCCCACACCACUGCCGUCACCAAUAAAAUGUCCCUGCAGAGUGCUUGGA